This is a messenger RNA of Fusarium mangiferae, 1587 nucleotides long. RefSeq lists its product as uncharacterized. Gene Ontology annotation, biological process: carbohydrate transport; transmembrane transport. The transcript has 9 exons. Lineage: Eukaryota; Fungi; Ascomycota; Sordariomycetes; Hypocreales; Nectriaceae. The record is from RefSeq and is a predicted model, not a curated record. Gene Ontology annotation, molecular function: carbohydrate:proton symporter activity. The coding region runs from base 1 to 1587 and encodes 528 amino acids. Gene Ontology annotation, cellular component: membrane.
AUGGGUGGCUUUCGCGCUGUGGAAGAUAGGCCUACGCCAAAGGAGGUGUACAAUUGGCGAUUGUACACUGAGGCUGCCGUUAUUGCUACGGGAUCACUGCUGUUCGGUUAUGACUCUGCUUUUAUCGGCACCACCAUUGCUCGCGAUAGCUUCAAGCGUGACUUCAACAUCAAGCCCGAGGACUCGGCUGAUAUCUCGAGUAACAUCACUGCUACCUUCCAAGCUGGAGCUUUCUUCGGUGCAAUCAUUUGCUUUUUGAUUACUGAGAAGAUUGGUCGCAAGUGGGCUCUCCAGGCCAACGUUGUUGUGUUCCUCAUCGGUGCUAUUCUCAUGACUGCUGCCACUCAUCAAUUGUCUUAUAUCUACGCCGGCCGCGCUCUCACCGGUAUCGCAUGCGGUGCCAUCACCGCCACAGUCCCCAGCUACAUCGCUGAGCUCUCCAUCGUCUCCAUCCGCGGUAUUCUUACCGGUCUCUUCGAAGUCACAUACCAAACCGGUUCUCUGAUCGGCUUCUGGAUCAACUAUGGCAUCAACCAGAACAUGAACCCUUCCUCCGCUGCAGCAUGGCGAGUCCCCAUGGCUGUUCAGAUCGCCCCUGCUGCUAUCCUCUUCAUUGGUGGCUUCUUCCUUCAUGAGAGUCCGUUGUGGUUGAUGCGCAAGAAUCGUGAGGAGGAUGCUACCAAGGCGCUUGAGAGUCUGCGACAGAUUCCUCGUGAUCACAAGUAUCUUCAGGAGGAUCUUGAUAUGAUCCGAAAGCGUCUUGCGGAUGAAGCCUUCGUUGCUAGCAGGUUCGGUACCGGACCCUGGGCUCUUUUCCGAGGUGCUGUAUCUGAACUUACCCGCAAGGGAAUGCGAAACCGUGUUCUGCUUGUUUUCUGCUCUUUUGCUCUGCAGAACAUGUCUGGUGCUGCUGCUAUCAACUAUUACUCACCCACUCUUUUCGGUUCUCUCGGUAUUAGCGAUGUUGCCCUCUACACUGGUAUCUAUGGUCUUGUCAAGGCCGUCGCAUCUAUCAUCUUCUAUGGUGCUCUCAUUGACAUGUGGGGACGACGUAACCCUACCAUCAUCUCAUCUGCCAUGUGCUCUGUCUGUCUCUGGAUCGUCGGAGCUUAUGUCAAGAUUGGACAUCCCGCUACUAUCAUUGCUGAGGGCAAGGAGCUUUCUCCUUCGACUGCCGCUGGUGGUAAGGCUGCUACCGCUAUGAUCAUGAUCUACUCUGUCUUCUGGUCCUUUGGUCUCAACGGUAUCCCCUGGAUCGUCUCAGCUGAGAUCUUCCCUGGUGCUCUCCGAACCUUGACAGGUACAUAUGCAGCCUGUGUUCAAUGGCUCACCCAAUUCGCCAUCACCAAGGCUCUCCCCUACAUCUUCAAGUCCUUCGGCUACGGAACAUGGUUCUUCUUCGCAUGCUGGAUGAUCACAGCCACCGUCUGGGCCUUCUUCUUUCUCCCCGAGACAAAGGGUAAGACCCUCGAAGAGAUGGAUGUUAUGUUUGGCUACGUUCACGAUCGCGCUCCAAGCGAGCAGGACGAUAUGGUCAAGACUGGUGCCAGAUCCUCUGUGACUGAGCACAAGGAGGAAAAUGUUUAA